Molecule: messenger RNA, 1098 nt
Organism: Pseudocercospora fijiensis CIRAD86
Lineage: Eukaryota; Fungi; Ascomycota; Dothideomycetes; Mycosphaerellales; Mycosphaerellaceae
Exons: 3
Coding region: 583-1098 (171 amino acids)
Source: RefSeq, a predicted model, not a curated record
CCCCUAAACGAAUUCCAUGGUUAAGUCCGACGAACCGCUGUAUAAGAACUAAGCGACCUGGUUGGUUGAAUCUGCUUUGUACAAGGUAGCACGGACGUAUUCUGUAUAAGAACUCCACCAGAUACCCGACGAACGCUGAGCAGGUAGGAGGUUUUUCAGGGGAUGCCGCGUCGCGAUGGAAGUUUUCCAUCCUACAACCAGGAGCAAUAUUGCGCAGCCAAGGAGACUGGACUGGGAAGUUUUGCUAUCACCAAGGCGCCAUUGUUUCGCGAUGCCUUGGCUGGAGUCCGCUACUACUGGCCGUUGCGCUCGUUUUCCUGGGGAAUUCCCAAUUGUCCGCAAAUCAUCACAAUAAAGUCCUUUGAGUACAAGUUGCCCAGAUACCCGGUCGGACGCCCAGUCUUUAGUCUCGCCGUUUCACCCACGUGGGGGCAAGGAAGUCGCCGGGCUUAAACUUCGGGUCUCAAGAAAUCAGGCUGAGCCUCCCCAAACCACACGCCAAGACCAACACAAAACUUUCCACAUAAAACCUCAUGUCUACACUGCAACAAAAUCGCAAAAUCGCACACUUCUCCCAUCAUCAUGUCCCUCCUCACCCUAGCCUUCGCCUUCGCCGCCACCCUCACCAACGCCCUGGACCCCUCCUGCACCUACACAACCACCACCCGCCACUCCAUCCCCAACGUCCUUUUCAACUGGGGCCAAGCCUGGAGAGGCAACUGGACGGCCUGGAACGAAACCGUGCUCCCCAACGUCGCCUUCUACACAGACCGCAUCCCCAUCCCUUUCAACUCCCAAAUUUCUGAACCUUGGGAUACCCAAUUCAUCCCCAUCACCAACGCCUCCACUUUACGAGCGUUCAUCGAGAGAACACGCGAGGGAUUCGAUCGUUAUGGCUUUGUGCAGCAAUUUCAUUUCGUCGAGCCGGGGGGAGGCAAGUUGGUUACACGCUGGACGCUGAAUGCUACUGUGGGGGCGAAGAGUAGUAGUCCGUACCUUCUACAUUUCCCACAACUCCGAACAACAAGCAUUCAUGCUCGAAUGGCGAGGCAGGUAGCUCCUCCGACAUGUCUUGUGGUCCAAACACGAACCCUCUAG